AUGAAACAAGAAGAAAUUGAUUGGUGUUUAAAGAUCCACGAGAAAAUAAAAGCUAAAAAAGUUUAUUCCCAUGUUGCCAAACCUGAUUUAAAAAUAGGAUAUAGUAGAUCUUUAAAUGAAAUCGAAGAAUUUUUGAAAAACAAUAAAUACUUAACAAUUUUCGAUUGGUCACUUGAUGUUAACACACUUAUUGCCGAUUUAGCUGAAUACUAUAGCGCACAGAAAAAUUUACUUUUAAUUUGUCACGAUUUAGAAUCAUGGUUUGAGAAAAGGCUUAUAAAACGUGCUGUUACUAAACCAGAAGUAGUAGAGAAGAAUAUCAGGAAGUGCGCUGAAAAAAUCGUAAUUAUUGGCGAAGCCUACGAUAACUUCUCAAGGAUGCUUGCUGGAGAAAAGUUCUUCACUAAAAAGGGAUCAAACUCAUCUCACAAGCGUCGCGUUAAUUCCGAAGAAGCAAGUUCAAUCCAAAAAUCUCUCGACGAACUUAAAGAUGAGAACGUUUUACUCGGCGUCAUGCGUAUUCUUAAGAAAUGGAUGCCAGAUCUUGAUAUACAGGAAAAUACUACAAUAGAUAUAAUGAAAAUGCCAAAACAAUGCUUCGAAGAGCUUAAGAUACUACUCGGAAAAGCAUAA
This is a messenger RNA of Trichomonas vaginalis G3, 633 nucleotides long. Its product is annotated as bromodomain family. Lineage: Eukaryota; Parabasalia; Trichomonadida; Trichomonadidae. The coding region runs from base 1 to 633 and encodes 210 amino acids. Gene Ontology annotation, molecular function: protein binding. The record is from RefSeq and is a predicted model, not a curated record. The transcript has a single exon.